ACGUUGCAUCAACUACUCCGGUUCCCAACAGAGCAUGGGAUUGAGGAAGUCAGAGGGGAUCAACUACAAGCCAAAAAUUGCUCCAUGGCAGCAAUAAAGUCCACCUGUAGUAUACGGGAGCCAAAGAAAGCAGAAGUUGAAGACGAGGACAUGGAAGUCCUAGAAGACGUCAGGAAAGAACCAGCCGAGAAAAGCGAAGAGGCGCUAAAGAAAAUCCUCGUCCAGGAGGGCGACGAAGAACGGUUUUUUCUUCUCGGCUCAGGCUUAGCUAGAGAAGAAGAAAAAGAACUGGAAGAUUUUUUAAGGGCAAACAUAGAGGCGUUCGCCUGGACACCGUAUGAAAUGCCUGGCAUUGACCCCGAGGUCACUUGCCACAGUCUGAAUGUCGACAGAUCGGCAAAACCUGUGAUUCAACGAGCUAGAAGGCCGACGUUAAUGCACGUCGAAGUAGUCGAGGAAGAGGUAGACAGACUCCUUGAAGCCAGGGCCAUCCGAGAAGUCCAGUACCCAACAUGGCUGUCCAACAAAGUAGUAGUAAAAAAGAAGAAUGGCAAGUGGAGGGUUUGUGUAGACUUUACCAGCCUCAACAAAGCUUGCCCCAAAGACAGCUUCCCUCUGCCCAAAAUCGACCAACUC
Camellia sinensis is the source of this 636-nucleotide messenger RNA. The record is from RefSeq and is a predicted model, not a curated record. Lineage: Eukaryota; Viridiplantae; Streptophyta; Magnoliopsida; Ericales; Theaceae.